Messenger RNA from Macroventuria anomochaeta, 2442 nucleotides. RefSeq names its product calcium/proton exchanger. Gene Ontology annotation, biological process: intracellular calcium ion homeostasis; calcium ion transmembrane transport. Bases 84 to 2330 code for a protein of 748 amino acids. Gene Ontology annotation, cellular component: fungal-type vacuole membrane. Lineage: Eukaryota; Fungi; Ascomycota; Dothideomycetes; Pleosporales; Didymellaceae. Gene Ontology annotation, molecular function: calcium:proton antiporter activity. The transcript has a single exon. The record is from RefSeq and is a predicted model, not a curated record.
CACUUCAAAGGCUUGUCCACCUCAGGUACUCCUUCGUGCUCUUCCGCACACACUCACCACAACUUGCAAACACACACCAACCGAUGGGAGAACCCGACGAUCCUUCUUUAUCGCGCAGUGUCAAGUCCAAGACUGCUGCCGCACUUGGCCUGGGACGCAAGAAGGACACCACGCAGCCCGUCCUCCCCACCGCCAACAGCCACACUUCCCCCACGCGUGCUGGCUCCAACACCAGCACUCUCGGCAACGAGAAGCGCGACGAGAACCACAACAAUGCAAACGGCCAACUCAAUACCCAGGGAGACGGAGCUUCGUCUUCCGCCCUAGAGACUCCCAAGGAGCCGCUCUUCACCCGCAUGAAGAACGGUUCGCUCCGCUUCCUCACCCACACCAAAAAUGCCUUGACACACAGCUGGAUCAAUGUCUUGCUCGUGUUCGUACCUAUCGGUAUCGCCGUCAAGGUUGUCGGCCUCAAGUCCGAGAUUGUCUUCUCCAUGAACGCCAUCGCCAUUAUUCCACUCGCCGGACUUUUGGCGCACGCGACCGAAGUCGUCGCUGAGCGCGUUGGAGAUACCCUUGGUGCACUGCUCAACGUUUCAUUCGGAAACGCCGUUGAGCUCAUUCUCUUCAUCAUUCUGCUUGCUUCCAACCAAAUCGAGGUUGUGCAAGCCUCGCUGCUGGGAUCUAUCCUCGCGAACUUGUUGCUCAUCCUGGGUAUGGCCUUCCUUCUGGGAGGUCUCAAGUACCAGGAACAGGUCUACAACAGCACCGUCACUCAAAUGAGCGGUGUCAUGCUUGCCUUGGCUGUCAUGAGUCUGCUACUUCCCACUGCGUUCCACGCCGCGUUCAGUGACAACGCUAUCGCCGAUCAUGAGACGCUCUAUGUCAGCCGCGGUACCAGUGUUAUCCUGCUGAUCGUCUACGGCCUGUACUUGCUCUUCCAGCUCAAGAGUCAUCGCUAUUUGUACGCAAGUACUCCCCAGCACAUUAUUGACGAGGAGUCGCAUCCCGGUGUUCUGGCAGGCGCCUUCGACUCAUCCAGCUCCUCAUCUUCUUCUAGCUCCAGCAGCGAUGAUAGCGACGGUUCUUCACACUCCUCCGGUACGCUACAGCGCAAGGCCAAGCGCAUGGUGCGCAAGCUCCGCCGCAAGUCCAGCGCUAGCUCUAAGGAUGGAUUGUCUGCCUUGUCUGGUGUAGAAGGUGCCCGGAACGGUAGUGUCGACAGGAACGCUAGCGUCGGCAGCUCAAUUCCACGUCAUUUCGACGAUCCGAUUAUGAGUGGCGACGAGGCCGACGAAGAUGUCAAUGCACCUCGCGUUCGAGACUUUGAGGCCGCUUCGCAUGCGUCGCUCCCACAUACCAAGCGUGAGAAGCGCAAGCACAAGGACAAGAGCAAGAAGAGGCACCGCACCCAAGAAGCUGCAGUCGACGAGAAGGUAGCAGAGCCGGAGCCGAAGCCCAAGGUUGCUUUCGCUGAAGAGGUGCAGCAGAGCGAAGCCGCUCCUGUGACUGGACGUCGUGCUUAUCGACCUGCUCUCCCUUCGCUUCUGUCCAACAACGUGUUCUCAAACCCACAGAACCUGGCUCCCGUUGGUGGGCCUGCACCCAACAUCCGCAUGGCAGCACCCAGGCCACCCCUUCGUCGCUCCAGGUCGUUGCCCGAACGCAUGGACCGUACGCAAUCGCAGACUAGCACUAACAAUGCUAACGCUCCUGCUCCUCUUCAGCAAGCUGCUAUCGUUCAUGACGAUGAAGAUGAUCACACCCCCGACAUGUCCAUCAAGGCUGCAAUCUUUAUGUUGCUCUUCAGCACUGGCCUAGUCGCCGUCUGUGCCGACUUCAUGAGUGACGCCAUUGAGCCCAUGGUCGAGUCUUCCGGUAUCAGUCAAGCUUUCAUCGGUCUCAUCAUUUUGCCCAUCGUCGGUAAUGCUGCUGAGCACGUUACUGCUGUCACUGUCGCCAUGAAGAACAAGGUCGAUCUGGCCAUCGGUAUCGCUGUUGGAUCUUCCAUCCAGAUCGCUAUCUUCAUCACGCCCGUCAUCGUUAUCUUGGGCUGGAUCAUGAACAAGGAGAUGACGCUUUACUUCAACAUCUUCGAGACUGUUGCACUGUUCGUUACAGUCCUCGUCGUUAAUUUCCUGGUGCUCGACGGCAGGAGUAACUACCUCGAGGGUAGUCUGCUCAUCGCCGCCUACAUCAUUAUUGCUCUUUCGAGUUUCUUCUACCCAGAUGGCUGCGACGCGUCUGCGAUUGGUGGUAACGAAAAUGCAUGUAGUGGAAACACCGUUGCUCAUGCUGCGCAGAUGGUCAAGCGCCUGGCAGGGUACUAGUCCAGCAAUAGCUCGGCUUGGAAAGUCUGAUGCUGGCUACGAUGCAUACGAUCAUCGACGAUAGCGUCAUCUAACUUGCGCGUCGGACGAAUUGGAGCUUGAGCGGGUGAAG